AGCCCCGGCCCCCACAUCCUCCUCUCAGCCCGCGGACAGGAAGUUGCUUCCCAGCAGGCUCCGCCCCACUCCCAGCGCCCCGGAAGUGAUCUGCGGCUGCUGCUGCAGAGCGGCCAGCAGGAGGGUGGAUCUCCCGAGAGCGGGGCGCCCCGAGCCCUCCUCCGCCUCCUCCUGCCGCCCAGACUCCACCGCCUCCUGUCGGACUCCUCCUUCUGCCGCUCCCGGCGCGGAGCCUCCUGGACGACAAGGGCCAAGCACUCUCCAGCUGGAGCCAGCUCAGCCGCGGCUUCCGGAGCCCGCGGGGCGGUGGACCGGCUUGCGGUGCAGGAGUUUGCUGACCCUAGCUUUACAAUAGCUGAAAGAGAAGAUGGGAUGAAAUACGAGUGGGAGAGGGGAAGAAGUAGAAGGCACAUCUAAGGAACUGAACAUUUUGCAAAGGUUCUGCCCUGUUGCUUAUUUCUCAACAUUGCUGAAAUCAAGUCAUAGUGUGGUAGCAGAACCUCUGUGACUGGGAUUCUUCUUAAUCCUUUGGUGAAAACUCUGUGACACAAGAUGGCUGCAAAUAAGCCGAAGGGUCAGAAUUCUUUGGCCUUACACAAAGUCAUCAUGGUAGGCAGUGGUGGUGUGGGCAAGUCUGCUCUGACUCUGCAGUUCAUGUAUGAUGAGUUCGUGGAGGACUACGAGCCUACCAAAGCCGACAGCUAUCGGAAGAAGGUGGUGCUGGAUGGGGAGGAAGUGCAGAUCGACAUCCUGGACACAGCCGGGCAGGAGGACUACGCUGCCAUCAGGGACAACUACUUCCGGAGCGGCGAGGGCUUUCUCUGCGUCUUCUCCAUUACGGAAAUGGAGUCCUUCGCAGCCACAGCCGACUUCAGGGAGCAGAUUUUAAGAGUAAAGGAAGAUGAGAAUGUUCCGUUUCUGCUCGUUGGAAACAAAUCAGAUUUGGAAGAUAAGAGGCAGGUUUCUGUAGAAGAGGCAAAAACCAGAGCCGAUCAGUGGAAUGUUAACUACGUGGAAACGUCUGCUAAAACGCGAGCUAAUGUUGACAAGGUAUUUUUUGAUUUAAUGAGGGAAAUUCGAGCCAGAAAGAUGGAAGACAGCAAAGAAAAGAAUGGGAAAAAGAAGAGGAAAAGUUUAGCCAAGAGAAUAAGAGAAAGAUGCUGCAUUUUAUAAUCAAAGCCCAAACUCCUUUCUUAUCUUGACCAUACUAAGAAAUAUAAUUUAUAAGCUUUGCCACUGAAGGCUCAAUUGACUGAAAUUACUUUAACAUUUUGGAAAUUGUUAUGUAUCUCUAAAAGCAUGAAUUGGAACUGCACUGAAAGUCAAAUUCACUUAAAAAAGAAAUUAAUGUGGCUUCAUCAAGAAGCAAAGUUCAACUUAUUUCAUAAUUGCCUACAUGUAUCACAGUCCUGAAUGUAGCGUGGGCACUUGUGUUUUGCUGGCAGUCUUUCUUGAACUAUUUUCAAGAGGUGAGAUGGGGGUGGGCAAUGGGAGGAAAGGCUACUUCCUCUGGUUUAUUAUAAAGCUUAAAUUUUAUAUCAUUUUAAAAUGUCUUGGUCUUCUACUGCCUUGACAAAUGACAAUUGUGAACAUGAUAGUUAAACUGUACCACUUUUUUUUAACCAUUGUUAUGCAAAAUAUAGAAGAAAAAGUUACUGGCAUGAUUGUUGCAUAUAGUUCAAUUGAGAGUAAUUCAUCUGUGAACCUGCAUUAAUUACCCGGUGAUUAACUUAGAAAAGUGGUGUAAACUUGUACAUGGAAAUUUUUUAAUAUGCCUUAAUUUAGAAACCUAAAGAUACCCACUUACAUCAUUCUGGGUGUGUCCUCACUCUGCCAUGGGCCCAUUGCCCAUGUGUCCUGGUGAGAGAAUAUAUGUCAGGAUGGAGGACAACUUUUGUAUAGAAGAUUCUCAAGAAAUUACUGGUAGGAGUCUGUCCAAAUUUAAACUGUGUGCCAUACUCUGGUUCUUGAAAGUAAGGUUCCAGAGCUUCUUGAUUGCUUUUAAUUAAGUGUAAGGUAGUUUAAAAUGAAGGACCAGUGUCUACUUGUAAGAUAAUUUUAGACUAUGAGCAUUCAGUACCAGUUAUGUCUCAGUGAACCCUCUUUCUUUAAGAUGCUGGUCCCUGGAAAUCCCUUUCUGCAAGUGGUGAGCAUGUGUUAAGAUUUUGAUCUCCUUGGAGCAGGGCACAGGAAAAGCGUGGACAGUACUAACGCGUUUUGCACUAGAACACUUGGGAAAAGUCGUGCUCGCCAUCUGUUAACUUCUAAAUUUGUAUUCCCGAGGUUACAGUUUGUACGGGAGUUAGUGGGAUUAUUUGUAGGCUGUGUUCGUAAUGAAGAACACUGUUUCUACGUUUUCCUGAAGUUAACAUCGAACAACCAAACCCGAGGAUAGUGCAGAAAACAUGUCUGGCACCAAACAGUAGGCUGUGUCCCCACUGUAUGGCGUGCCCGCUGGAGGGCCAUAAUUUCAAUGGGAAAUUUACCACUGUCAGUCAGAUUUUUCUUUUCUUUGUAAUGGGACUAGGACAGUUUGAUUCAACAAAGUUUUUCUUUCUUUUUGCUCAGUCCUAAUUCAGCAAGUCAAAGAUGUGUUCAGGCAUUCCAGGUGACAGAUGUGUACGUAAAGUUAACAAAAAUAGGCUAUUUAGGAACUGAACUCUUUAGAUAUUACAUCCGGCUUGUCAUAUUAAAUAUUUGUCCUUAAAGGGUUUGGGAUGUACAUCUUUCAUAUUUUUCAUAGGCUGUGCCAUGUGCAGAAUUAAAGUUACCAAUGUAAGCGCGGCCCCGUGGGCCCAGCGAUCUCCGUGUGUACUUGUUGCAGUCUCAUUUAACCAGGGGUCCUAACCACUAACAUUGUGACUUUGCUUUGAGACCUUUCCUCUCCUGGGUACUGAGGUGCUAUGAAGCCAAAUGACAAAGAUGCAUCACAUGUCUUAGGCUGAUGCCACUACCCGAUUGGUUUAUUUGCAAUUUGAGCCAUUUAAAGACCAAUAAACUUUCUUUUUUUAAA
Messenger RNA from Eubalaena glacialis (North Atlantic right whale), 3013 nucleotides. RefSeq names its product RAS like proto-oncogene A (gene RALA). Gene Ontology annotation, molecular function: GTP binding; GDP binding; GTPase activity. NCBI's taxonomy places the organism in Eukaryota, Metazoa, Chordata, Mammalia, Artiodactyla, Balaenidae. Gene Ontology annotation, cellular component: plasma membrane. The transcript has 7 exons. The record is from RefSeq and is a predicted model, not a curated record. Gene Ontology annotation, biological process: regulation of exocytosis; Ras protein signal transduction. The coding region runs from base 553 to 1173 and encodes 206 amino acids.